AUGGGAGAAAACAGUAAAGGAAUAGCUAUUGUCGGUGUAGGAUGUCGCUUCCCUGGUGCAGACAACAUCGAAGAAUUUUGGCGGGUUUUAUCAAAGGGAGAGAAUCACGUCAAUGAAAUACCUCACAAGAGAUGGAAUCUGGAGGCAUAUUAUGAUGAAGACGCAAACGCGCCUGGCAAAAUGUAUGCCAGGAGAGCUGGACUUCUUGAAAAUUUUGAUCAGUUUGACAACAAGUUGUUCGGUAUCAGUGACAAGGAGGCUGAGAGGAUGGACCCACAACAGAAGUUUGUCCUCGAGUGUGUCUUCAUGGCUUUACAAGAUGGCGGAAUUACCAGACAAAAUAUGCAGGGUUCAGACACCGGAGUCUUCAUAGGCGUUAUGAGUGAUGAUUACAGCAAGCUGACUUCCAAAACGGAUUUGAAUCACUACAGUGUAACUGGCGGCUCCACUAGUAUUAUGUCAGCACGUGUUUCGUACAUCUUUGAUCUGCGAGGACCAUGCAUGUCGGUAGAUACAGCCUGUUCAUCAUCUCUCGUAGCAAUCCAUCUUGGUAUUCAGGCAUUAAAAUCAGGAGACUGCAACAUGGCCGUGUGUGGAGGAGUGAACGCCUUGUUGACUCCCUCGAUCUUCAUACAGCUUAGCAGAGCCCGGAUGCUCUCGCGGACUGGACAGUGUCAGGCCUUCUCUGCCAGUGCAGACGGAUACGCAAGAGGAGAGGGAUGUGGAAUUGUCCUACUGAAAAGACUCUCUGACGCCAUUAGGGAUGGUGACAACAUAUGGGCAACAAUUGUCACAGGUACAAACCAAGAUGGCCGAACAGUUUCUCCAAUGACUGCACCUUCUGGCGAACAACAAGAACAGCUUCUAAAAACUGUCUACCAAAAGGCUGGUAUUGAUGCGAGUGACAUAGACUACAUUGAAGCACAUGGAACAGGGACAGUCGCUGGAGAUCCUGUAGAAGUCAAAAGCUUGGGAAAGUUUUUCACGGACCUUCAUAAAAAAGUGCAGAAGAAAAGGUAUAUUGGAUCUGUGAAAACAAACAUCGGCCAUCUUGAAUCUGCUGCUGGUGUUGCUGGUCUUAUUAAAGUGUUGCUCAUGAUGAAGAACAAUAAGAUUGUUAAGUCACUUCUUGCAGACAAACUGCAUCCAGACAUUGACUUCCAAAAACUGAGUUUUGAAAUUCCCACUGAUCUAAAAGAUUGGGACAGACAAAAGAAAAUUGCUUGUGUUAAUUCCUUUGCGUUUGGUGGAACUAAUUGCCAUGCCGUUCUUUCAUCUUUUGAUGACGUAACCAAAAUUACCGAGGAACAUAAUAUGUCAAAAGUUCCUUUGAUGUUUUGCUUUUCAGGACAAGAUCAGAAAGGCCUCACAGAUAGUAUAAUUGAAUUUCUCACCUUUGUUGAAACACAAACUGAAAGAAACCUGCAGGCUAUAUCAUAUUCAUCAUCAGUGAAACGUGAUCAUUUUCAAGUAAGAAAAGCCGUUACUGCAAGUUCUGUGAAAGAACUAGUUGAUAAACUGAAACCUGGUAAUAUGUUAGGAAUAUCCCACAGACGCAAAAGGGUGAUUUUUGUGUUUGGAGGAAUGGGUAUAGCUUGGAUGGGAAUGGGCAAGGAACUUAUAUCUGAAUUCCAUGUGUUCAAAGAAAAGAUCCAAGAGAUUGAUAGUUGUUUAAAGAAAUAUGUCUCUUGGUCACUCUAUGAACGACUUCUAGAUGAUUACAAUGUAGAGGACACGAUGUUUGGCCCAAUCGCCACGUUUGCAUGUCAGGUUGCACUAGCUGCACUCUGGAAACACUUGGGAAUUAAACCGGACUGUGUUCUUGGACAGAGUGUUGGUGAAGUAGCAGCCUCACAUGUUGCUGGGAUUUGGUCAUUGAGUGAAGCACUCAAAAUUAUAUUUCAUCGAACUGACGUGCUAGCAAAUGUUACUGGUGGAAAAAUGCUGCUGGUACGCAAUAGACCAGUAGAAAAACAUGAAAAGAUGUUAACUAAAUAUGAAGGCAGAGCAAACAUUGGAUUGUACUACAGUCCCAAGACAUGUGUUAUUAGUGGAGACACCGAUGCUGUUGAUCAAAUUGAAAAGGAUCUUCUGACUUCUUCAACAGACGAGAAACAUGGAAUUAUUCUUCAAACACUUAAACUGAAGACUGCAUUUCACAGCCACCAUACAAACACCCCAAAACAAGACAUUCAAAGAAAGCUAGCGGGAAUGCAAGGAAACAGUCCAGAUGUAGAAAUUAUCUCAACAGUUAGUGGCGAAAAAGCACAAGAAGAAGAAUUUUCAACACCACACUACUGGGGGAAAAACAUUCGGGAUCCAGUACAAUUUGGCAAAGCUGUUGUGAAUGCUGCUAAGGGAGAUUGUUUUAAUAUAUUUGUUGAAAUUGGACCAAAGCCAGUGUUAGGUUCUGGCAUUAAUGAUUUGUUCACCGAGGAUAAUAUUGCUGCUGUUCCUUCAAUGAAAAGGAAUUCUGAGCUCAGCUGUUUGUUAGAAACCGCAGGCAAAAUAUAUGAACAUGGACUGAAUGUUAUCUGGAAUGCCUUGUAUGCGUCACCACAACAGAAUACAAAAUAUCCCAAGUACAGAUUCUGUACAACUAAACACCUGUACGUAUCUGAGGAUGUUCGACAAGAGCUGAUGGGUAUGCAGCCAAAGACAAAUUUGCACCCUUUUCUGAAGACAGUUGACCACAGUGGUGAACAUAAAAUUAUUUUAUCACCAAAAUCAAUUGCCAGUGUUUAUGAACACAGGUAUUCUGGAAACAUUCUACUUCCUGCUGCACUAUAUGCAGAAGCUGGAUUAGCUAUUGCACGUCUCUACUUCAAAAAAAGUGAACAUCAGAAUUGCAGUAUUUCUAUGAAAUUCAAACGUCCAGUAUUGCUAAUAAGGGGAGAGACUGAACAGCUUGAUAUUGACGUUACUAAAAUGGAUAUACCAGAAUCAUUUACGUUUGUUGUUUAUAAACAGAACCAUGUGUAUGCUGAAGGAAAGGUUGAGAGGGAACAUUCAUCUCACGAAAUCACAGUAGAUAUCGAAAAUGUAAAAAUGAGAUGUAGGCAGACUGUUACAAAACAAGAACUGUACUCGGCUCUUCAAAAUGGUGGGCUUUCUUUUGGAGAUAUGCUUCAACUAGUUGGAAAGUCUUUUAAAAGUGAAACAGAAGUCUUGUCACAUAUGUCCUUGAAUCCAACUAUCAGGGAUGAAAUGAAAGAAACAACAAUUCAUCCAGCAAUUUUAGAUGCCAUGCUACAUACUGCAGGUUGCUUCUACCAACAUGCAGCUGACAGACAGAAGGCACUUCCAAUACAAAUAGAAGGUCUGACGAUACGUAGAUCUGUUGAAAAUAAGAUGCUUGUGCACACAACAAUUCUGAAACGAACAAAUUCCAUGAACAUGUUUCACAUAUCUCUGAUUUCACUAGAUGGAUAUGUUAUAGCUGAGAUUGAGAAAUUUGUCACAAAAAAUCUGAGUUCCCAAAAAGAAGAAAUGAUGUUUCAAACAAAAUGGAAUCCAACUAAAAAACUAAUUAAAAGUAAUAUUCAGAUGGAUCCAUUGGACGAAUGGCUGAUUAUUAAUGACAAAAGACCAAAUGCCAUAAAAAAUAAACACAUACAUUUUGAAUACCUAGCUUCUGACGGUACCAGAAACGACCUGGGUACAACCCUUCAAGCUAAAUAUGUGAAUUUGGAAACAUGGUCAGCAAUAGUGUUUUUGUGCCAGCAGCAAACUGGAGAUCAACCAUCGAGCGAAACAAUCACUGAAGUAAUUACCAGGCAGGCAAUGACUCUGAGAAGUGUUUUGCUGCACCUCCACACGCAUAAUGCAAGUAUUCCAUUGUUCAUUGUAACAGAAAAUGCUGUACACAUCGGAAACAAAGUCUCUUCAGUAGACCUGGUAGGUGGAUCAUGUUGGGGAUUUGUAAGAUCAGUACUAAGAGAACAGGUCUACAGUAUGACAACUAUUGUUGAUAUACAUACAGAUGAGAAUAGCACAUUUGAUACCUUAAUGACUGCCACAGUACAACAACUGCUGUUAGCAGACAACCAAGGACUUAAUGAAUGUGUGGUUGAUGGACAUUUGAUUUGGUGUCAGCAAGUGUUUCCAAAUGACGAAAUGCCACAAUAUCGAAACAAUAAGCUGGAUUCGCUCUGUAAAGCAAAGCUGUUGUCCGGGAAUGAAGGCAUUCUUGGCAAACUACAUCUUACGUAUGGCAGUCAAGAGGCACAAUCUGAUUUGCCACAGCCUGUAGAAAUCAUGACGACAAGGGUUGUUAUGCAUGGCUCAUAUCUGUAUCCACAGUGUGCUCCAGAUUCAAACAUAGUCACUCUUGAAUUGACUGGGACAAUUUCUACGGGAAAUGAUGCUCAGCAAAACGUGGUAGCAUUCUUUCCAUGCAGAGUUAGUACAUCCAUGACAGUUCCAAAACAGUGUGUUAUUGACAUCACCAAAAUGCCAUGUUAUGUACCAGGACUUUUAACAAAACUGUUUUUGUUUUGGCACCAUUGUAUACUAAUUGAUAAACAAAUGGAAACACCAAAUACAAUGGAUAAGUUUCUAUGGUGGAUUCAGAAUAACUGCUAUAAAACAAAAAAUGACAUGGAAAUAUUCAUUAUUUAUUCUAAUGAUACUCGUCUUGUGGCAAAAGCACUUUUGUUGAUGCUUAAAACAGUGAAACGAAAUACUACUAUUAAAAUAGUUGACAUUAACAGUUCAAGUUUGGCACCAAGAUAUUCUGAAGCAGUUAUUCUGUCAACCAUUCUGCUAAAUGAGUACACCAUUAAAAUAGUUUGCAACAUGUGGCCCAUUGCAAAGCGUCUUGUCUGUAUGGAUCAGCUGUUACCAACACAUGCUAACCUACAAUUGUGUCAUCAAAAUCUGAAACUGCAAAUACAACUUGUCAGGACCAGUGACAUUUUCACACCCAGAUCAGCAAUGGACACCAUGCCCAAUCUAAUAACAUGGAUUCUGGGUCACAAGAGUGAAGUCAAAACUAUUGCUGAAACACUCCAACACGUUGCUCCCCAAGAAAAAGAAACAAACGUUACAAAAUUGAUGGAAAACUCAACAAUUCAACUAUGUGGUAAUGCUGAUCACAACAUCCCAAAUGUUCUUGCUUCAGAGGAUGCCUUGCUUCGUCUAGAUGGUGUAUAUAUUGUAGUUGGUGGUCUGACAGGCCUUGGAUGGGAAUGUGUCCAAUUCCUGGCAAAACGAGAAGCUGGUGCAGUUGUCAUACUAAAUCGCCGAAAGACACAAGAGGAUAAAGUACACAAAAUAGGAAAGAUUGAGAAAGAAUAUGGUUGUGAAAUAAAUGUCAUGCAGGUCGAUGUGACUAACAUGGCAGCCCUGAAAAAAGCCUUUAAAACAAUCGAAGACACAUUUCCAAGAAAACAGUUAAAAGGUGUUUAUUUUGGAGCAGGUGUCCUUGAAGACAGAACAUUGGUCAAUAUGUCACAAGAUACAUUUAUGAAGGUUGCAGCACCCAAGAUACAAGGGGCUUGGAACAUACAUGUACUUACAGAAAACAAGCCACUUGAUUUUUUCAUCAUGCAUUCAUCAGUUGCUUCAGUGUUUGGUAAUGGUGGUCAGUCCAAUUAUGGAGCAGCUAAUGCUUUCCAGGAUUCAUUAGCACAAAAACGCAGACUAGCUGGACUUGUGGGGCAGAGUGUUAACUGGGGGCCUCUCAAUCUUGGGAUGCUGCAGGAUAAACCAGAUGUCAUGAAUAUUUUAGAAGAACAAGGAUAUAUACCACUUAGCACAGAGGAAAUCCACCAGUGUCUGUUGUCAGUACUAAUGCUGGACAAGCCUACCAUUAUUGCUGCUAAGUUCAACUUCAUCAAACUGGCCAACAGUGUAACAAAUGAGAAAAACACAUCUUUAGAGUUCAAGUUAAGCUCCAUCGUUGAUGUUCCAACACUGGAUAAUUUACCAAAGGAAACAUUGAGUAGGAAGCAUCAUAUUGAUAUAGAACAAUUAAAAAUCACUGACAUUGGUGUUAGAUUGGAAACAAUUAGAGAAUACAUCACAGAAUUACUCACAGAUGUGCUUGGCCUUAACAAAGUAAUUCUUGAAUUAGACACAGGUGUUGAAAACUUAGGACUGGAUUCCAUGCAAGCAAUGACCAUGAGCAACCAAAUCCAUCAAACCUUUCAAGUGCGGAUUACACCAAAUGGGUUACUCCAGCAAAAUCUUUCAGUUAAUGAAAUUGCAGACCUUAUUAACACAAAAUUCACAACAUCUACUGACAAUUUGAGAAUUCAGGAUGUGUCUUCUCUAGCCACUGAACAGACACUUACUUACAUGGAAUACACUUUCUAUAAGAUUUACUGCAAUAAUCCUGCUGAUCCUAGUUUGUAUUAUAUCAACGAGAUCUCAAUACCAGAAUCAGUAGCUGAACCAGAACUAUGGAAGAAAAUAGCUGAACAACUUAUGUCGAGACAUGAAGUUCUGAGGACAAUAUUUGAAAUUGUAUCAGAGAGCGAGAAUAUCAGAUGGAAUGUAAAAAGGAAAAUUAACCCAGUUGAAAUGUCACCUGACUUCAGAAUGGUGGAUGGAGAAGAUAUAGACGAGAUAGAUAAACACACAGCAGAAACCUUUCACUUAGAAACACAAGGCCCACUCCGCUUCAUUUACAUUCGUGGUAAAAUAUGUCAUUUCAGAACAGUAUACAAUAGCAUUGGCUUUGACAUGCAAGGGAUUGGAAUCAUUUUCAAAGACAUGGUGGAUAUCUUUCUUUCAAUUCAACAUAACGUACAUCUCCAAGAGCUACAGACGGUAGGAGGAAGUCUGAUAGUAGUGGAAAUGGAGAAGGUCCUGCAGGAGACAGGUCAGGCACUGAAGAACUUUUGGAAAAAUUGGCUUCAAGUAGAGAUUCCCGUGAUUACCUUGGGUACACCAGAACAACCACAAAGACUGAAAUCGCGAAAAUAUCUACAGGAGAAAAUAACACUAGAACCUGCUAUUUAUGAUGCACUGCUAGACUUAUCAAAGUCCAAAGGCUUAAGCAUCUAUAAAUUAAUUACAAGUUUCUACCAACUACUUCUUCAUCUCAUGACCAAUGAAAGAAAUGUGGCAAUUUCAACAACAGUCGAUGUUAAGCAGUACAUUCCAAAUGUUGGUAAUGCUGUUGGACUUGGAACAAACUACAUUCCUUUGCUAGCCAAAUUCACUUCAGAUAAUAUUAGUGUCGAGGAAUUUCUCGAAAAUAAUAAAGCUGCACUUCAAAUGGCAAUAGACCACUGCGUAUGCCCACUGGACAUCAUUAGUGAACUGGUUAGCUCUCAAAAGAUCACAAACAUAAUCAGAAACAAAGUUGUGAUUGUCGAAGAUGAAUUUGUGACACCUUUGUUAAGUCUUGCAAAGAACGCAGGCUACACAUUCAACGUGACAAAGUCAGAAGACCUGGGAACUCACACAGAGACACAGUUUAGCAUGUGGAGCCGAACAAAAGAAAAACAAUUGACUGUUGACUUGACAUACAAUUCUAAUAGUUUAUCCAGCCGUCGUGCUAAAGAUAUAAUGAAGGCCUUUCAGGAUGUUGUUACUGAAGUCAUCAAUGACAUUUCAGUAACUACUGCUUGUCUACGGAAUAUGGCAAGUAUAAUAAAACUGAGAACAAACCAUAAUCAGAACUGCACAGAAAACCCAAGUAUGUGA
Molecule: messenger RNA, 7656 nt
Organism: Gigantopelta aegis
Lineage: Eukaryota; Metazoa; Mollusca; Gastropoda; Neomphalida; Peltospiridae
Product: phenolphthiocerol/phthiocerol polyketide synthase subunit C-like
Exons: 6
Coding region: 1-7656 (2551 amino acids)
Biological process (GO): fatty acid biosynthetic process
Molecular function (GO): 3-oxoacyl-[acyl-carrier-protein] synthase activity; fatty acid synthase activity
Source: RefSeq, a predicted model, not a curated record